AUGACUUCGAUGGUGUUGGUGCAUGGUGCGUGGGGCGGGUCCUAUGGGUUUCGAAAGGUGCGACCGCUGCUCGCAGCUGCGGGGCACGAGGUGUUCACGCCGAGCCUGACCGGCAUUGGUGAGCGCUCCCAUCUCGCCGGACCCGACGUCGGUCUCCAGACUCAUAUCCAAGACGUCUACAACACGAUCUUCUACGAAGACUUGACCGACAUCGUGCUACUCGGAUUUAGCUAUGGCGGCAUGGUAGUGACCGGUCUCAUCGAUCAGAUCGCCGAUCGAGUGCGUCAUCUGGUGUACCUGGACGCGCUGCUUCCGAGUGACGGGCAGAACGCGCUCGACGUCGUUGGCGCUCCGGCACAAGCCUGGCCACACCGGAGGCCACCGCCUGGUCAAACGCUCGCCGCGCCAAACCAACCCACGCUCACCUUCACCCAGCGAGUAAGCCUGGCGACACCGCUGGAAGAUCAGCCGUUUACUCGCACCUACAUCAAGGCGAGCGACGAUCCUGGCGAACCGGCGGACUCGGCCUUCUGGCAGAUCGCCCGUGACCGAGACGCGUCACCGGCAUGGAACUACCACGAGAUCGCCACCAAUCACAUGGUCCCAAUGAUGCGACCUCGAGAACUAGUCGACAUCCUGCUCGCACUCUGA
Molecule: messenger RNA, 651 nt
Organism: Nerophis lumbriciformis (worm pipefish)
Lineage: Eukaryota; Metazoa; Chordata; Actinopteri; Syngnathiformes; Syngnathidae
Source: RefSeq, a predicted model, not a curated record